Malania oleifera is the source of this 724-nucleotide messenger RNA. RefSeq lists its product as uncharacterized. The record is from RefSeq and is a predicted model, not a curated record. Bases 112 to 612 code for a protein of 166 amino acids. Lineage: Eukaryota; Viridiplantae; Streptophyta; Magnoliopsida; Santalales; Ximeniaceae. The transcript has a single exon.
UUGUAACGUACUAGCCUUCUGCCAAAGGAGUGCUCCAGCUUCUAUAUAAGGGAAUACCUAUUGCUUGGAAACUGAAACUCACCAUUGCCAAAAUUGUGUCACACAUAAACAAUGGGGAUGUUUAUGACGCGACUGUUUGGACUUCUCAUUCUCAUCAUGCUUUCUUCAAAAGCAUAUGGAAGUCUUCCCGACGUGAAUUUCAAAAGUUAUCCAAAAGGUACCGUGCCGCCUAGCGGACCAAGCAAACCUUCUCCGCCGGUACCUAAGGUCUUUUUUGGAAGCUAUCCGAAAGGUUUCAUACCUCCUAGUGCUCCAAGCAAGCCUUCGCGACCUCCAAGCGGCCCAAGCCAAUCAUCAUCGCCGGAGCAGAAGGUACUCUUUGGAAGUUACCCGAAAGGUAUUCAUGUCCCUCCUAGCGGUCCUAGCAAGCCUUCACCUCCGGAGCCCAACUUCGGAAGCUACCCAAAAGGCUUUGUGCCUCCUAGUGGUCCGAGCAAACCUUCACCGCCGGUGCCUAAUGUAUUUUUUAGAAGUUAUCCGAAAGGUAUUAUACCUCCUAGCGGGCCAAGCCAGCCUAAACCUCCUCAUCCGCAAUCGAAACCUAGAUAUUAGGGGCUCCUCUUGUUUUUGCUUCGAAAUCAUUUGGACUAUAGUGUGGAAUUCCAAUAGCACAUGUUCCAAUUUCAAGUUGCCCCGUAAUGAAUAAAACUUGACUAUUCCAAUA